UAUCGCAUGUUAGCUAAGCUAAUAGCUUAACUAUUCAGAGGAGCUAAAGCCUAGUGUGCGUUUUAGCUCUGUUUCUAUUUGACAAAACGAUCAAGAAAGGUUAGUUUGAAAUGGCGUAAGGUGUGUUUUUUUUUAACGAAGAAACAGAGACACGGUUCCAGGAUGAUUGAACCAGAGCUUCUUACCGAGGUCCCUGCAUCACUGAAGAGGCUCGCCAAGCAGGUCGUGAGGGGAUUUUAUGGUAUAGAACAUGCCUUGGCCCUAGAUGUGCUGAUACGUAACCCAUGCGUGCGAGAGGAGGACAUGCUGGAGCUGCUCAAGUUUGACCGGAAACAGCUUCGCUCUGUGCUCAACACUCUGAAAGCUGACAAGUUUGUUAAGUGCCGCAUGAGAGUAGAGACAGCUCCUGAUGGCAAGACAACACGGCACAACUACUAUUUUAUUAACUACAGGGUAUUGGUCAAUGUGGUAAAGUAUAAACUGGACCACAUGCGACGGCGCAUUGAGACAGACGAACGAGACUCUACCAGUCGUGCCUCCUUCAGGUGCCCUUGCUGCUUCUCCACCUUCACCGACCUGGAGGCUAAUCAGCUUUUUGAUCCUAUGACAGGUACAUUUCGUUGCACAUUCUGCCAGACAGAGGUGGAAGAAGAUGCAUCUGUUUGUCCUGAUGCCAGGACACUUGUGGCACGCUUUAAUGAGCAAAUUGAGCCCAUCUACGCACUCCUACGCGAGACUGAAGACAUUAACUUGUCUCAUGACCUGCUGGAGCCUGAGCCUGCAGAGAUCCCUGCUCUCAAACAGAGUCGCGAACGUGCUGCAGCCUCUGGAGCAAACGCUGCAGGCGGACCGCAUCGUGAAGCCUGGUCUAACAAGGGAUCAGCCUACGCUGAUUUGUACACUCAGAAUGUGGUUAUCAGUAUGGAGGAGCAUGAAGAGCAACAGAAACAGGUCAAUGAGAGCAAGGCACCUAAGGAUCAACCUGUCUGGUUGACCCAGAGCACAGUGCAGGGUGCUUAUAGUGAACCCGAAACCCUCAAUAACCGUGGAGAGGCUUUACCCAGAGCCCUGGAUGGAACAACGGGUCAUGGGUUGGGUCAGGCAGAUGAAAAUGAGGAAGUGAUGCGUGCCCUGCUCAUCCAUGAGAAGAGGGGUGCUACAGGAGCAGGUGGAGGUGGAGUGAGUGCUGCUGCCAGGGGUCUUGCCUCCGCCACAGCUAAUGCAAGUGACUCAGAGAGCGACACCAGUGAAUCAGAUGACGAUUUUCCGCCGGGUCCUCCAACUGCCACAGCCUCUCAUCAUCGCGCUGACAAGGAGGAUGAGGAAGAGGAUGAGGAUGACUUUGAGGAGGUGGGGGAUGAGCCAAUGGUGAUGGUGGGCGGUCGGCCGUUCUCGUACAGGGAGGUGAGCCAAAGGCCCGAGUUGGUGGAGCAGAUGUCUGUGCAGGAAAAGGAGGCGUACAUCGAAAUGGGACAAAACCUCUUCCAGGACAUGUACUUCUGAAUUUGCACCCAUAAAGUUUAUUCACACACAAACAUUUGACAAAUGUCUCUGUUGUCCCACAUUGUCCGUGGUACUGAGAACAAUAUCAUGAUAAUGUCUUGAUAGAAAAAAAACCAAGAUGCUGCUGAAUACAUUUACCGGUAAUGGUUUGUCAUUUAAACAGAAAAGUGUAAGUUCUGCCAGUGUUUCUGCUGUGAUCACUCUAGUACUCUGUCCAAAGUAUUAUGAAAGUCAUCAAACCUAAAAGGAGCUGGCUACUUUCAGAGUGCCAACUUUUGUUUUUCUUUUAAAAGUUUUUUCUGUCAUUGCUACUUUCAAUAGUUUGUCUUUACCACUAACAUUUCAGCCUUAGUUUUCAUUUGACAGACCGAAGGGACACACAUUUGUUUUAAUCAAUACACCUGUCCACUUGUAGACAUAAAAUCUUAUGCCUCAAGUCAAUUUUCCUGAAUGGGCGAAAAAGCAUUGAUUGUGUGAGAAUUGCCAAAAGAUUUCAGAGCACUUAGUGCGGGGGCAGGACAUGCUAAAAGUCUGAGCAGGCUCCUGCUGCUGCUUCCACUGUGCUGCCUGUUAGGACAAUGUGAAAGGAAGAACGUUUUCUGUUUUUUCUAAAAAAUAAAAAAAAAACAGCGGGCUUGAUUUAAAACCCCAUCUCAGGCUAAUGUAAAGACAAUGAGCCUUUUAGGUUGUUGUGUUAACAAAAGUUUUGUAUUUUUCACCAGUCUGAAAUAAAAUGAUACUUUUUUGCCAUAAAAAUGUGUAAUGAAUGUCUCGAUAGAAAAUCGUUUAUAAAUGCACAACAAUACAAAAGUAUUGGUUAGGGCUUAAUUUGUAAACCGAUCGUUGCUGGAAUGCAAAUAG
Nematolebias whitei (Rio pearlfish) is the source of this 2364-nucleotide messenger RNA. RefSeq names its product general transcription factor IIE, polypeptide 1, alpha (gene gtf2e1). The record is from RefSeq and is a predicted model, not a curated record. The transcript has 6 exons. Lineage: Eukaryota; Metazoa; Chordata; Actinopteri; Cyprinodontiformes; Rivulidae. Gene Ontology annotation, biological process: transcription open complex formation at RNA polymerase II promoter; transcription initiation at RNA polymerase II promoter. The coding region runs from base 163 to 1503 and encodes 446 amino acids. Gene Ontology annotation, cellular component: transcription factor TFIIE complex.